Messenger RNA from Carlito syrichta (Philippine tarsier), 1929 nucleotides. It is a transcript of the gene PHF14, whose product is annotated as PHD finger protein 14. The transcript has 14 exons. Gene Ontology annotation, biological process: regulation of transcription by RNA polymerase II. The annotation marks the transcript as partial. Lineage: Eukaryota; Metazoa; Chordata; Mammalia; Primates; Tarsiidae. The record is from RefSeq and is a predicted model, not a curated record.
GUUGUUAUGGAGUUGAUGGAGAGAGUGACUCUAUUAUGAGUUCAGCUUCUGAAAAUUCCACUGAACCUUGGUUCUGUGAUGCCUGUAAAUGUGGUGUUUCUCCUAGCUGUGAACUAUGUCCUAAUCAGGAUGGAAUUUUCAAGGAGACAGAUGCUGGAAGAUGGGUUCAUAUUGUUUGUGCCCUGUAUGUUCCUGGAGUAGCCUUUGGAGAUAUUGACAAAUUACGACCAGUAACACUCACAGAAAUGAACUAUUCCAAAUAUGGUGCCAAGGAGUGUAGCUUUUGUGAAGACCCUCGCUUUGCUAGAACUGGAGUUUGCAUUAGCUGUGAUGCCGGGAUGUGCAGAGCCUAUUUCCAUGUGACCUGUGCCCAGAAAGAAGGUCUGCUUUCAGAGGCAGCGGCAGAAGAGGAUAUAGCAGAUCCAUUUUUUGCUUAUUGUAAGCAACAUGCAGAUAGAUUAGACAGAAAGUGGAAGAGAAAAAACUACUUGGCUCUCCAGUCCUAUUGUAAAAUGUCUUUGCAAGAGAGAGAGAAACAGCUGUCACCGGAAGCACAGGCAAGGAUCAAUGCCCGGCUUCAGCAAUAUCGUGCCAAAGCAGAGCUAGCUCGAUCCACCAGACCCCAGGCCUGGGUUCCAAGGGAAAAAUUGCCCAGACCACUCACUAGCAGUGCUUCAGCCAUUCGUAAACUGAUGCGGAAAGCAGAGCUAAUGGGGAUCAGUACAGAUAUCUUUCCUGUGGACAAUUCAGACACCAGUUCUAGUGUGGAUGGAAGGAGAAAACAUAAGCAACCAGCCCUCACUGCUGACUUUGUGAAUUAUUAUUUUGAGAGAAAUAUGCGCAUGAUUCAAAUUCAGGAAAAUAUGGCAGAACAAAAGAAUAUAAAGGACAAAUUAGAGAAUGAACAAGAAAAACUUCAUGUGGAAUAUAAUAAGCUCUGUGAAUCUUUAGAAGAACUACAAAACCUGAAUGGAAAACUUCGAAGUGAAGGGCAAGGAAUAUGGGCUCUACUUGGCAGAAUCACAGGGCAGAAGUUGAAUAUACCGGCAAUUUUGCGAGCACCCAAGGAGAGAAAACCAAGUAAAAAAGAAGGAGGGACACAAAAGGCAUCUAUCCUUCCUGCAGUGCUUUAUAGUUGUGGGAUUUGUAAGAAGAACCAUGAUCAACAUCUUCUUCUAUUGUGUGAUACCUGUAAGCUGCAUUACCAUCUCGGAUGUCUGGAUCCUCCUCUCACAAGGAUGCCAAGAAAGACCAAAAACAGUUAUUGGCAGUGCUCAGAAUGUGACCAGGCUGGGAGCAGUGACAUGGAAGCAGACAUGGCCAUGGAAACUUUGCCAGAUGGGACCAAACGAUCAAGGAGACAGAUUAAGGAACCUGUGAAGUUUGUUCCACAGGAUGUGCCGCCAGAACCCAAGAAGAUUCCAGUAAGAAACACGAGAACCAGAGGACGAAAACGAAGCUUCGUUCCUGAAGAAGAGAAACAUGAGGAACGAGUUCCUAGAGAAAGAAGACAAAGACAGUCUGUGUUACAAAAGAAACCCAAGGCUGAAGAUUUAAGAACUGAGUGUGCAACUUGCAAGGGAACUGGAGACAAUGAAAAUCUUGUCAGGUGUGAUGAGUGCAGACUCUGCUACCAUUUUGGCUGUUUGGAUCCUCCUUUGAAAAAGUCUCCUAAGCAAACAGGUUAUGGAUGGAUAUGUCAGGAAUGUGAUUCAUCAUCUUCUAAGGAAGAUGAAAAUGAAGCCGAAAGAAAAAAUAUAUCUCAGGAGCUCAGCAUGGAACAGAAAAAUCCAAAGAAAUAAAAGAUUUUCUGUAGUGUUUUGAAAAGUUUGCAACUUCUGUAGUAGCAGAUAAAAUUUCUAACUGUAAAAUGUUAACUUGUAAAAUCUAAUUUGCAAAAUGUUCUCAAUAAAGUUGUUGAAAAUGAAA